Molecule: messenger RNA, 1029 nt
Organism: Aspergillus tanneri
Lineage: Eukaryota; Fungi; Ascomycota; Eurotiomycetes; Eurotiales; Aspergillaceae
Exons: 3
Coding region: 1-1029 (342 amino acids)
Source: RefSeq, a predicted model, not a curated record
AUGGACGACUAUCUUACUGACCUACAGCGGACCCAGGAAUCCCCUACAGUUGUCUUCUUUAUCGAGCUUUUAAAGACGGAGCGUCUUUGCCACGUCAUAGAUCAGGAGCUAUUCCCGAGCGACUCUACCUCGUCGAUAUGCGUACGGGACCUCGAAACCAUAAAGACAAAAUUCAGGACUGUCAAUCUCGAGUUGACUGCUGCCCCUUCAACCAAUAGAUUCAAUGCAAAAGUGGAAGUACCUUUGCAAAUCGCAAUACCUUACAAUGCAUGUUUUCUUGUUAACUUUGGCAGGUUUGCCAGUUCACUGUAUGCGCAUGAGCUGGCGUGGCAUGUCGAUCACAGCAUACAUGAGUUUGCGGCACACUUUACUGCAAAUUCUUUGAAGACAUGCGACUUUGUCGAUGCGCAGUAUUUGAAUACAUCCCCCUUGUCUAUGCUUCAAUCUAUCAUAGCUAUGUCACAAGGCUUGCUUGAUGCAUUUCUCGGGCUUCAUAUUUUUGAUGAAAUGCACAAAGCAAUCACGGUAUUAGCAAAGGGAGUCGGCGACUUCAUCCAUGCCGACGAAUUGCGCCUGGAAGCAUACCUCGAGCAGCUUAUUGUCCUUUCGAAGCGCCUCAUCGGGAACGAUGAACGAAAUUCUCUGAGCAGAGUAUUCCUGAUAAUGACCCAACUGAGAGACUGGCUCUAUUUGCAUCCAUUUAAAACCCUGUCCUCGGCAGACGAAACCGAAGGGAUGGGGAGUUUACGGUUUCAGACCGACAAUGGACAAUUGAACUCUGCAUUUCAGGCGACGACAGGGAUUCCCAGCGGUCCGUUAUUAGCUUGGUUGACAUUAGAACCGCAUGUGGACCUAAAGCAUUGCGGACAGCUAGAUAUACCUGGAUCGAAACUUGAAGAGCUUAUCCCGCCUGCCAUGGCUUCUUGCUCUCCCCCACAUACAGCGGAGACGGUAGUUUGGGGUACCUCGGCGUAUGUUGACACUGAUGAUUGGUUUUGGGAGUUCUUCAAUAUUGACAUGCUUAAUUAG